Molecule: messenger RNA, 1845 nt
Organism: Ramularia collo-cygni
Lineage: Eukaryota; Fungi; Ascomycota; Dothideomycetes; Mycosphaerellales; Mycosphaerellaceae
Exons: 3
Coding region: 1-1845 (614 amino acids)
Biological process (GO): regulation of DNA-templated transcription
Cellular component (GO): nucleus
Molecular function (GO): RNA polymerase II cis-regulatory region sequence-specific DNA binding; DNA-binding transcription factor activity, RNA polymerase II-specific
Source: RefSeq, a predicted model, not a curated record
AUGCCCUGGAUGGCAAGUCCAUGUGCCGAUGCCAUGCGAAUGGACGGAAUUCGAGUCAUGUCAGUCUUCCGCCGCUUUUCUCAGACUCGACGCUCUUUCGUUCCAUUGAAGAGGAAGAGAAUCUCGCAAGAGGAACUCGACACAAUCAUCCGCCUGAGGAAAUCAGGCAACACCUACCCACAAAUCGCCAUGGCCCUAGGGAAUAGAACGACGGGAUCGGUUGGAUCGGCAUUCCAAAGGUGGAGUAGAAAGAAUGGCUCAGGCGAGGUGCGAUCUCUUAAGCCUCUCACAAGCGCUCAGGUUGACGAGAUCACGACAAUGAGGCGCGCUGGCAAACCGUGGCGCGAAAUCGGAACGCUCCUCGGAAAGCCGGCUUCCAAUGCAAGAGCGCAAUAUGGUAGAUAUAUGGGUCCUGCUCCACGAAAACCUCGCAGGUGGAAUGAAGAGGAGACCAAGCGCCUCCUCCACGCACGGAAUCAUCUCCACCUCUCCUGGGAAGAGAUUUCGCGGGAUCUGAACAGAAGCAAGUGUUCCGUCGGAAAACGCUACUCGGAGGUGCAUCUUGAAGGCAAACCUGACAGAAUCCAUCAUCCUCGCAAGUUUUCGCAGGAGGAGCUUGACAGAUUGCUUUCGCUGCGCGAGCAGGAGAGACUAUCGUGGGACGAAAUAGCAAAUCACAUACCGGGCCGGUCUGUACCAGCCUUGGCAUCACGAUAUGGCGAUCUGAAACUGGAGCUGGGCAGAUCGCUCCUUCCGAGGAGGAGCUUCACGCUCGAGGAGGAUCGGCAGCUAUGGGAGCUGCGUACAAUACGCAAGCUUCCAUGGAAAAAUGUGGCGGCAGCUAUGCCUCACAGAUCCUGCACGAUAUUAYGACAGCACCACUACCUUCUUCGCGACCGACACGCCGCGACGAAGACCAGCUCGGAUGUGCAGCACCCCGAUCAUCCCAAAGGUGCCCGAACCUUUUCGACGGCAUCUGUGUCGAUGGCUCGGAUGAGUCUUCAUCCCAGAAGACGCAACGUCAUCAUGCGAACAAGCUGGACAUGCUGGGCACACCGCCCUCGACUGGCGAUGAAUUGCAUGCAGCAUUAUCGCCGGCUUUCUCAUACAGAUACCAAGACCGUAGAUCUGAAAGAGACAUCAAGGUGUGUUUGCAGCGGAAGCAAGCGACAGCGCAAGCCGUACUCGAAAGAAGACGAUGACUUCAUUUUCCAACAACGGAAGCAAGGAAGGUAUUAUCAUCAAAUUGCUGCUGUCAUGGGGCGCACUGUCGCUUCCAUAGCUCAGCGCUACAGGAGUCUACAACGACCGCGCAAGUCUUCGCAAAUUUACGUUCGAAGAGAAAGUCGUCCAUUCUCAACCACGGAAACGCAAUAUCUGGUCAGGGAACGGCAAGCAGGUAAAACGUUUCGCACAAUUGCAACAGCAAUCGGACGAGAGCCGCAAGCUGUGCAGCAAAAGUUUGCGGCUGAGAUGSUCCGCAGGGGGGUUCCGAGAGCAGAAUACAUACAACCGGAUCGGCGUCUGACCGAUGCAGAGUUUUUGAGUAUUAAAUCCAUGCUCAGCGAAGGAAUGUYCUGGAAAGAGAUAGGAGUGUCGCUGCAAAGGACACCGUUUAAUGUGAGGCGAUCCUACAAUUUGGUGGAAAAUCCGACUUGGUCACCGGGCGAGCUGUCAGAACGUAAGCCUUGGACUGCURAAGAGACUCGAGUGCUGGUACAUGCCAGAGAAGUGCUCAAAAUGGACUGGAAAUCAAUCGCCACUCUAGUGGGAGGUGGACGGACUGUUCAGGCCGUGGAGACUCGCUACCACAAGAAGAUUCGCCCGUCGGCCUCGUCAACUUAG